AAUAAAACACGAUUGUGUUUUUUUCUAGGAUUUGAGCUAAUUGGUCAUAUCACCAAGACAUUAUACACUGACGAAAUAAACUGUGGAUUCACAUGCCUUCAAGAUGAAAAAUGCCUAUCUUACAACAGCAAAUCCCAUCCUGAUGAUGCAAAGAAGGAAUGUCAACUGAGUAACCAAACCGAAAAAUCAAGUCCGGAAAACCUGAGGCGUAACCCACGUUCUACUUAUUAUGGAAGAGGUACUGUUGAGUAAGGUGCUUAAAAUUAUGGAAAAGCUAGUGAAGGUGGGAGGGGGGGUAUGAAGGGUCGGAGUAUUUUGGUUGUCACAAUAAAGUUUUCCUUAUCCUUCCAUAACGUUCCGAAUUAUUCUAUCGAUCUUCCUCAUUGGCCGCCAAUUUCUUUAGUCCCACCUUUAAACUCUGUUAGCGACGACUGAUCCCCCCUCCGUUUCCUUUGAAAACCAUGAGAUGCCCCCUCCCACCCUUCCCACCCCUCCCACCCUUCCCACCCCUCCCACCCCCUCUUCCAAGCGAAAAGUGGUGACCUAUUUCUUACUUUUGGUCAGCGUAUGUAUAACAUAGCAUGUAUAACCUUUCCUGAGAGAAUAUGAAGUUUAAAAUCUCUUGCUUUUCCUUAUAAUGAUAGGUUUUCCAUUUUCUUAGUUUGAAUUGAAAGAUGUUAUGGAUCCUACAAAGAUUUACAAAAUCAUGAGCUAUCUAAUAAUUAUGCAAAAGUAACAACUUAUGGAAUAAGACCUCUGUGGCGUGUUUUGUUUCUUACUUUGAUCCUCUCAUCGUUCCAAAUGAUUAUUCUUCCCUUUUCCUAUGCAGAUAAAAGAGGUUGGGAUUCUGCUCAUCCGGCCUUCUCCUGUAAGGAAAUUCUGGACUCUGGACACUCCAAAGGAGACGGGGAGUAUUGGAUCGACCCUGAGAAGAGUGGGAACCCUUUGAAGGUCUAUUGUGACAUGUCAAGUUAUGGUGGUAAGAGAAUGAAUUUUUUUUUUGAGACACGAGGACUUCAACCGGAGUAUGUUUGACUUGGUGCAGUUGUUAUUGGAACGUUCUGGUCUUGGCUAUUCGUAUUAUGUUUUUAAUCAAAACAAUGGCAAAAUUCUCGAACGUGAUUUGUUAUCACCAGACGGCCGAUUUGAGCACUAAUAGGACAGUGUACGUGUCAUGCUUGUAAUUGGAUAAUGUAGUGGGACAGUUAAGGGGACAGUUAACGCGUCAUGCCUGCGUGAGUAGACAGAUAGCGUCAUGUGUGUGCUGUUGUCUCGCAUUUCGCCGAGUUAACUUAUGUUUUUUUGUUUUUAUGAAAACGCAUGUCUAGUUUCUUUCACAAAUUUUAACACAGUUUUGAUUAAUUGGUAACAGGACUUCUUGUCGUCCAAUUCUGUCUGUAAUGAUAGUCGUGAUUAACAAUUCGGUCUCCCGCUUUGCGGCCCUACGAUUUUGUUAAUCACUCGUAUGAUUUCAGACCGAACUGGACUCCGCUCGGUUCUGUUACCACUAUUAAUAUGUCCAAAAUUCUAUUUACAUAGAUGUCACCAGAUCAUUUAGGUUUGUUUUAUUUUAGGAGGUUGGCUCCUGGUGUCAAAUGUUGAGUUCGGCAGCCCCUCUUCUAAGGUGUCAGUUGAGACAUCAUACCGUGGGAUAGGUAAGUCAUACAUGGUUCUGCAGAAACGUGCCAUGAAAGAGCUCAGAAGACACUUGUCCUUCACUCAGCUGAGAUUCCACUGCCACAAGAAACAGGGACGCACAUUCCACGUGGUCACAGCUUCCAACAGCUCAGGUGAAGCUGUGGUCCAGUACUUCAGCGGUCAGACAGAUGAGCAACCGGAUGCCUGUGGUUCGUUUGUGAGAUUGAAGUUGGAUGACAAUUCCAAGUUAGCUGACAUUUGCAAAGAUUGGGGACAAGUAAGUGGAGAGUACUUUGUUGGAAAGUGGGGACAUGGUGAAGAUCAAAACAGGCUAUACUGGUAUCCCGCAUUCAAAGUACAUGCGUAUCACCUUAGGGUCCACUUGAAUAACGUGGGUGACCUUAAUGUAAUGCAAUGCGAUGAUGUUGCCUCUCAGACCGUUAACACAAUCGGCGAUUUCUGGAGAGUAUUUGUUCGUUAG
Molecule: messenger RNA, 2119 nt
Organism: Pocillopora meandrina
Lineage: Eukaryota; Metazoa; Cnidaria; Anthozoa; Scleractinia; Pocilloporidae
Source: the annotation of a GenBank genome assembly